Molecule: messenger RNA, 2126 nt
Organism: Rhododendron vialii
Lineage: Eukaryota; Viridiplantae; Streptophyta; Magnoliopsida; Ericales; Ericaceae
Product: BRASSINOSTEROID INSENSITIVE 1-associated receptor kinase 1-like
Exons: 5
Coding region: 704-1912 (402 amino acids)
Biological process (GO): protein phosphorylation
Molecular function (GO): ATP binding; protein kinase activity
Source: RefSeq, a predicted model, not a curated record
AUGUAAGGUUGUUUAGGAGUACCGUAGGCUAUGUGGGGCAUUGUAGAGAGUAUAGUUGGUAGAUGUGAGCUUUUCUAGUGAUCCAAGUAGUAGCAUAGUAAUGUGUGUCCGCAUGACUCAUUUAUCCUUCAAACUCUUUUGGCGCUCGUUCCAUGAGAUCUAAGUGUCAAUAUUAGCGAGUAGUAUGUUGUAGAGUCGCUAUGGGGUUGGUACAGUAUUGUGAUAUACUAAGGGAAAAAGACGUGUACUCAUUUAUCAGUUGAUGUUCUGUUAUGAUUGAUUGUUUGGAAUACAUUGAAAGGUGAUUGUCGACGCGUGUUUGACCUGUAAGUCAGUUUCAUUGACAUGCUUUAUUGUGACAUGAGUUUAGAGAAAUGUUUGUUGGAGUUGCAUGAUUAUUGGAAUUCGAGUGGCUGUAAUUGAGAAUUGGAUGAGGAAGUAACUGCAACGCAAGGGGUGGUAAUGCAAACUGCAAUGCAAGGGGUGGUAGUGCAGAGACCUAAAUAAUAGGUGAUGUUGACUGUAACGCAAGGGGUGGUAAUGCAGACUACAACACAAUGGGUGAAAAUGCAGAGUGUUGAGAUUUUGAGGAGUAUCGAAAUGGUUGACAACCUAUUUAGGCAGUGGUACCACUGGAGCCAUUGCUGAAGGAGUUGCUGCUGGUGCUGCCCUGUUGUUUACUACCCCUGCAAUCGCACUUGCUAUGUUGAGACUAAGAAAACCACAGGAUCAUUUCUUUGAUAAACCUGCCGAAGAGGUUCAUCUAGGACAGCUCAAGCGGUUUUCUUUGCGUGAACUACAAGUUGCAACUGAUAAUUUUAGCAACAAAAAUAUUUUAGGGAGUGGUGGAUUCGGUAAGGUCUACAAAGGGCGCUUGGCUGAUGGCUCUCUUGUGGCAGUGAAAAGACUAAAAGAGAAGCGUACUCAGGGUGGGGAGCUGCAGUUCCAAACAGAAGUGGAAAUAAUCAGUAAGGCUGUCGGUCGAAAUGUACUCCGUUUACGUGGAUUUUGCAUGACACCAACUGAACGGUUGCUUGUCUAUCCGUAUAUGGCCAAUGGCAGUGUUGCAUCGUGUUUAAGAGAGCGAUCUGAAACACAGCCCCCGCUUGAUUGGCCAAUAAGGAAGCGAAUUGCUUUGGGAUCCGCUAGAGGUCUUGCAUAUUUGCAUGAUCACUGUGACCCGAAGAUUAUUCACCGUGAUGUCAAAGCUGCAAAUAUAUUGUUGGAUGAGGAAUUCGAAGCAGUUGUUGGAGACUUUGGCUUGGCUAAACUAAUGGAUUACGAUGAUACUCAUGUUACCACUGCUGUACGUGGGACAAUUGGGCACAUUGCUCCUGAGUACCUCUCAACUGGAAAGUGUUCUGAGAAAACUGAUGUUUUUGGUUAUGGGGUCAUGCUUCUGGAGCUCAUCACAGGACAGAGGACUUUUGAUCUUGCUAGACUUGACAAUGACGGAGAUGUCAUGUUGCUUGAUUGGGUAAAAGGACUUUUGAAAGAGAAGAAGUUGGAAACAGUGGUUGACGCAGGUCUGCAGGGUAAUUACAUUGACGUAGAAGUGGAGAAACUCAUUCAGGUGGCCUUACUCUGCACACAGGGCACCGCAUGGGAACGUCCCAAGAUGUCUGAAGUUGUCAGAAUGCUUGAAGGCGAUGGAUUAGCUGAGAGGUGGGAAGGAUGGCAGAAGGAAGAGUUUUUCCGCCAAAAAUUCAACCAUACCCACCACCAAAAUAAUGAUUGGAUAAUUGCUGAUGGAAAUGCCCCUCCCGAUUCCACUCCCAAUCUCCGCCCAGAAGAAUUAUCCGGUCCAAGAUUGAUACAGAAUGAAAAGAUUAUAUUAUUUAAAAAAAAGAAUAUAAAGUUCUUUAUUUUUGUUUUAUUUAUUUUGUUAGGAAUCUUGCAAUUACAGAAAUAAGUGUCUACAUUAUUUAGUUUUUCAAUUUAGUUUAUUUAGUUUCCUUUUAAGAAUUAUUUGAUCAAGAAGACUCGAUUCUAACUUUGGUAGUUUUCUUUUUCUUUAUUUCCUAGUGUGUAGGAUUUCUCCUACUAUAAAUUGAGUUGUAAGUCUUAGGGCUAUUCAGUUUUUGAUGAUUAAUGAAAUGAUAAAGAGUGUUCUCUUUUAUGCCAAA